This is a messenger RNA of Limanda limanda (common dab), 912 nucleotides long. It is a transcript of the gene pld6, whose product is annotated as phospholipase D family, member 6. The record is from RefSeq and is a predicted model, not a curated record. NCBI's taxonomy places the organism in Eukaryota, Metazoa, Chordata, Actinopteri, Pleuronectiformes, Pleuronectidae. Gene Ontology annotation, cellular component: mitochondrion. Gene Ontology annotation, molecular function: RNA endonuclease activity producing 5'-phosphomonoesters, hydrolytic mechanism. Gene Ontology annotation, biological process: piRNA processing. Bases 1 to 912 code for a protein of 303 amino acids. The transcript is spliced from 5 exons.
AUGAUUGGAGGAGAGCGAGCCGGGGCGCGGUCAGCCAUUGGCCGCCUCAGAUGUCAGUUAGGUCGACGGGUGGUGACGUCAGCGCGUCCGCAACACUCAGCCUCUUCCCGCGCGGUGGCGACAGAAGCAGGGUUCGUGGUGCACACGACGUGGAAACUCACAGAGCAACACGCAGACCGCUGCUCAUCAAUGUCCAUUCACCUGAAGUGUCACGUCAGGAUAUCGAUGAUGUGGACAGUGAAGGCAGUUGGCCUCGGGGUGGUGGGCCUCUCUCUGAGCUGGGAGCUGUUUGCCUGGUUCCGCCGGCGCCUCAAGCCGAGACGAACCCUCCAUGAGGUCCUCUUCUUCCCCUCAGAAACGGCCUGUUUGCAGCACAUCUUCGUUCCCUCUUCACCUGUUUUCUGCUCCUCUAGCUCCUGUAUGUGCCCAUUGCCUCAUGGCGUUGAGACCUCUUUCUCCCGUCUUCUCUGCCACAUCCUCUCUGCCAAGUCUUCUUUGGACGUGUGCGUUUUUUGCUUUUCUAACAUGGCUCUAUGCAGCGCUUUGUUAGCGCUGCAGAGCAAGGGCGUAACCAUCCAAGUCCUCACUGACAAUGACUACACUGCCAUCCCUGGCUCCCAGAUAGGGGUCCUCCGCAAGGCCGGGAUCUGUGUGCGCUGUGACGCGACCCCUGUGUACAUGCACCACAAAUUUGUAGUGGUGGACGGUCGGCUGCUCAUCACUGGCUCCCUCAACUGGACGCUGUCAGCAGUGCAGAGCAACAUGGAGAACGUCCUCAUCACGGAAGAGCCCAAGCUGGUGCAACCCUUCGUCGCAGAGUUCAGCAGGUUAUGGGCGUUCAACGAUCCGGCUCACAACCAUCCCUCAGUCGAACGAGAACCUGCUCGCUUUGUCUCUAGAACCUGUGACUAA